AUGGAUCUCACGCGGAUGCUUCUGCUACCAUCCGGCGCACUUGAAAUCGAUGAAGUCAUCCCAGCCGAUCGAGGAACGUACCAGUGUAACGUCACAUCCGGAACCUUUUCGCGCCUCAGUAGUAAAUCAAACCUUAACAUCAAAUCAACCGCCGGACAACCGCAAAGCUUCGCACCACCCUCGUUCGUGAUAGUUCCGCAGCCUCAAACCGUCAAAGAAGGUGACACCGUCAUUCUGGACUGUGUGGCCAACGGAAAUCCGAAGCCAACCAUCAAGUGGCUUCGCAACGGGGAAGAAGUAGACAUGAACGAUCUGGACUCGCGAUUCCGAAUCAUCGGAACGGGUUCGAUGCAGAUUAACUCCAUCCAAGAUACGGAUGCGGGGGAUUACCAGUGCAGGGCAAGUAAUUCGGAGGACUCGCUGGAUGCCUCGGCGACGGUGCAGGUUCAGGUGCCGCCAAAGUUCAUCCUGAGUCCGGAGGAUAAGGUUGCCUACGAGAAGGAGGAGCUGGAACUGCAGUGCAGCAUUCAUGGCAAGCCGACGCCCGUGAUUCAGUGGUUGAAGAAUGGAGACCUGAUUACUCCGAACGAGUACAUGCAGAUUGUGGCUGGCCACAAUCUCAAGAUCUUCUCAUCUCACGGUUCCGACGCCGGCAUGUAGUGCAUCGGCACGAACCCUGCCGGCAGCGUCCAGGCCGCGGCCCGUCUGGAAAUCGUCGAGCCAGGGCAAUCGAAACGACACAAGGGCAAAAAGUACCACCAGAAUCAAUCCAAGAUGAAAUCGUACGAGAAACCCAUCAUCCCUUCCUAUCCUACCGACCCCAAGCUCAAGGUGGUUCUGGACAGUUUGCUCUCCAAGACCAAGGACAAAGCGAACGUGAACCAGAACAAGUUCCAAUAUGACGAAUAUACGGACGACGAUUAUCUCGAGCACGAGGAAGAACACGACGAAGACGAGGAGGAGGGCAAAAUCUACUCGCUGCGACCCAACGAAGAUCCAAACAAGCUGUACCAAUUGACCGUUCGGUUGCGGUCGGCGGAAGACGGCGGUGGCGACAUUGGCCACUUUUCUAACUCACACUUUCCCAAUGCUGUCACGCGAAAAUACCCGAAAUUCACCCUAGAUGGUGGAGAGAGACUGGCGGCACCACUUCCGGGACCCCCGCGGGAUCUGCACGCGCAAAUCGUGAAGCCCCGGUUCGUCACGCUCAGCUGGCUGGAACCGGCCAAGAAUCCGGACGAGGUCAUCUCGUACUCGGUGUACUACAAGAUGCACACCAGUGAUAGGGAGCGCAAAAUCACCACCAAGUCUCGCGACGAACAGGAAGUGAACAUCCAGUCGCUGCUUCCGGGCAAAACCUACCAGUUUCGCGUUGUCGGCAACAGCAACCACGGCUCGGGGGAAUCGUCCGCGGCGUAUGAAGUCCGCACGCACUCGGAAGAGAACAUCGCCGGGCCACCGCAGAACCUCCGCGGCCUCGCUCUGACCGACAAGGAGAUCCACCUCCAGUGGGAAGCGCCCCUCGUCUCAACGGCGGAAAUCUCCAAAUACCGCGUGUACUACGCCGAAAUCGAAAACGGCGACGAAAUGUACUCGGACACCACGUCCACCGAGAUCACGAUCAACGAGCUGCGACCGUACACCGAGUACACGCUGUACGUGGUACCGUGGAACCAGAUGGGCAUGGGCGACCCGUCGCACGAAAUCGUCGUCAAAACGCACUCGUCCACUCCGACGGAACCGCCGUCGAAUGUGACGCUGGAGGCGACGAGUUCCACGAUCACGGUCCGGUGGCAACCGCCUCCGGUGGAAGAUCGCAACGGGCAGAUCACCGGAUACAAGAUACGGUACAGGAAGAACAAGAAAGCGCUGCAAGUGGAAACGACUCCGGCUAAGCGGCACUGGGAGCUGAAGGGGCUGGAACGGCUGUCGGCGUACCAGGUGAAGAUCGCCGCCAUGACGGUAAACGGAUCCGGGCCGUUCACCGAGUGGCACCAGAUUGAGACUUAUGAGAAUGAUUUGGACGAGUCGCAGGUUCCCGGGCAGCCGGGGUGGAUUAAAACACGUCCUGGAGCGGACAGCAUAUCAGUCACGUGGACUCCACCGAUUCACCAGGAGAUCAAGGUGCGAAACUACAUUCUCGGCUGGGGUAAGGGCAUUCCGGAUGAGGACACUACCGACGUAGAGGAGCACAUUCGGACGUACGAGAUUCGAAAUCUAGAACCCAACACGGAGUACGUGAUAUCACUGCGUGCUAGAAAUAACAUGGGCGAUGGUCCACCGAUCUACGACACCGUACGAACUCGAGAAGAUUCGCCGAUUGAGGCACCAACUCCGCUGGAAGUUCCCGUAGGCUUGCGAGCCAUCCCAAUGUCGGGUACGAUCGUAGUGUACUGGACGGACACCACCCUAAGUAAGAGUCAACACGUGACCGACAACAGACACUACGUGGUCAAGUACUCGCAAACGUCUGCCUCCAGUAGAUUCCGGUAUUACAACACGACCGAUCUGAACUGCAUGAUCGGUGAUCUACGUCCCAGUACGCAGUACGAGUUCGCAGUCAAAGUAGUCAAAGGCCACCGUCAAUCGGCGUGGUCAAUGUCUGUGAUAAACUCAACCCAUCAGGCAUCGCCAGUUUCACCUCCACGGGAUCUAGUCGUGUCCCACGACGAACGCAACCCGUUAACGGCGAUCCUCCAGUGGGAACCUCCACGUCACACCAACAGUCCAAUCACCGGCUACGUGGUCCUUUACACCACCGAUCCGAAUCGACGCGAUCGAGACUGGAACGCCGAAGCGGUCGUCGGAGACAAGACCAGUGCGGAGAUCAAGAACCUGGAACCGCACACCAUGUACUACUACAAGGUUCAGCCGAGGAACUCCAAGGGUUACGGCCUCUUUUCGGCUAUGGUGUCCCAGACGACGGGCGCCGAGGUAGACUCCAGUGGAAACAUUACCAUGCCCCAGUCAAUCUCCGAAAUGGUGUACGUGAUCGUUGGGUCGCUAGUCACGGCGGUGAUCGCCAUUGUAAUCGUAGUCAUGAUUUGCCGGAAGAAACCGGAAGGAACGCCGGAGCACGCGAAGAAGAGCUACCAGAAGAACAGCGGGAUCAUCAAACCGCCGGAUCUUUGGAUCCACCACGACCAGAUGGAGCUUAAGAAUCUGGACAAGAGUAAUCACAGCACAACAACGCCCGGCUCGGUUGAGGGGAGCGUCCAGCAGGGGGCGAUGACACUGCCGCGAUCGGUCGCGGGCCAUGAGUACGAGAGUGAGACGCCGAUUGCGCACGUGACGAUCCUGGACAAGCGGACCUACGUUCCUGGUUAUACAGGAACCACUACCCCGCUCAGCUCCACCAUGGAACGUCCGCAGUACCCGCGGACGCAGUACAACAUGGCAUCCCGACCGCAUAUAUCGCUCGAACAGCAAACCCUGUCCCAGCAGAGCUUGCUCCCACCCCAGCUGCCGCCGGCCAAUCCGAUGGUCCAAACGCCGGAGAAUCCGUACACCUACGAGGGCAACUACAGUAAUCCAAACGUGACGUAUGCCGGCAUGACCGUGGAUGCCCCCAAACGGGGCAGGGUCAUCCCGAAGAGCUUCAGCGUACCUGCGCCACCAGCCUCCACCCCCAUCAUCACCAACCAGGGAAAGCACGGUAAGAAUUUCCGGCUCUGACGCUGCAAACCCUCCGUCACGAUACGCCCCCAGAACUCCUGUCCGUACAAGAAGCCCCGCUGUACGACCGGCUCGCUAACGAACCGACUCCAAACGGGGCCGCCGUCCCACUCCACAGACGAGAUCCAGCGGUUAGCGCCGUCCACGUCGACCGAGGAGCUCAACCAGGAGAUGGCCAACCUCGAGGGCCUGAUGAAGGAUCUGAGUGCAAUCACGGCCAACGAGUUUGAGUGCUAGUAGCGAGAGGAGCGCGCGAUGAGGAAUACGAUGCGAGUGAAUCAUGAGCCGUUGCUGGUGGAUCCGGAUUUUUUGUUUGGAUCCUAGCGACGAAGUAUUUAGUCAUUAUUAGGUUAGGGCGUGUCGCCGGUACUUGUGACGAGUCGCUAAGCUGCGUUUAGUUUUAUUGUGGGCUUCUACAAUCGAUUUGCCGUUGUCUCAAAAUGAUAUUGAUGCAAACCUAAACCAGUAUACCUGGCCCCGGUGGUUGGUCACAUCUUCG
This is a messenger RNA of Culex quinquefasciatus (southern house mosquito), 4174 nucleotides long. RefSeq names its product neogenin (gene fra). Gene Ontology annotation, molecular function: protein binding. Gene Ontology annotation, biological process: cell-cell adhesion. Lineage: Eukaryota; Metazoa; Arthropoda; Insecta; Diptera; Culicidae. Gene Ontology annotation, cellular component: membrane. The record is from RefSeq and is a predicted model, not a curated record.